UUUUAACGGUUAGAAUUGUGCAAAAAAAAAGGGGAAUGUUUAAAACCUUUCCGUUAUCAUUAUCACAGAAAAAGGGUGCAAGGAAAUCUUCAGUAAACGUAGAUUAGCUCUCACAAAAAAAAGACGAGAUAAAGUGUAAUAAAGUCUCGAGGAAAUUUUAUGGUUUUUACUAUGAGAGACAAUCUGAUGGAGAGAAAAGUUUAAAUGAAAUAAAAAAUAUUUGUUUUUAAUAUAUAUAUAUAAAAAAAAGCACGAGGGAAAAUAUUUAGGAAAUUUUUUAUAAAUUAGACAAAUAAACUUUUUUUUAAAAAAAAAAGAACUAGCAACUUCUUUCAAAUGGAGCUCCAAUUAAUUAUGGAUACUGGACCUGAAACCCUCAGUGGAGCAAUGUGGUUAAACAGUAAUUCUUCGCCAUCCUUUCAACAAGUUACAUCAAGCCAUCAAAAUGUAUGUGAAGGGAUCACAGCUCAAUCAAUGGGAUAUCAUGGCCCGAGCAAUGAACUUUGGCAAGAGAAGCGAAAUAUGGUUAAAAAUUCUCCAGAAUCGGAAUCACAAAUACGUUCUAAUAAUGCGUCACCCCAUAAUAAUUCAACAUCAAUUGUUCUUAAUCAAACGAAAAAUCUCCUCAAACGUACAGCCGAGGAUUCUUUGCAGCAAAUCGAGGAAAUCGACAGAAAACAUGCUAGAACCGAAGGAUCUGUAGGAAGUAAUGGAUCUGGACAAGGUUGGACUACACAAGUGGAAGAACUUGCAGAACAUUUGGCUGCUGAUUUUGAUAAUUCUUUGUCAGCUCUUGCCGCCUCCGAUCUUGCCACUGCUGUUGCUUCUUAUAAUAUGAGCGAAGCUUUACUGGCUUUACCUUCGCUCACAGUCUUUAAGCAGGAAGCACUGUCUCCUGAAAACCAGCCGAACAAUCCUAAUUUAAACCAUGUUUCACAAAGAAGUGUUAAUGUUGCACCAACAAAUAAUGGAAAUGUCGGUUUACUGGACCCAGACAGCAACAACAAUGGACAAAAUGCACCUAGUCUCCAUCAGCUGUUGUAUAAUUCAAAUGAAGAAUAUCCUCCAACAUCCUCUUCCACAAAUCAUGUUUCGUCUUCUCAGCAAGGUUACGAAUCCAAUGAGGAUUGUCGAUUUCAGUACGUUUUGGCAGCAGCGACAAGUAUUGCUACCAAGGUGAAUGAAGAAACUUUAACUUACUUAAAUCAAGGACAAUCAUAUGAGAUUAAAUUGAAAAAACUAGGCGAUCUUUCAGCUUAUCGUGGAAAAAUUUUAAAGGGAGAUCCGACUUUUUUGUUCCAGUCAACUAUUCGUAUUUGCUUUCAUGAAAGACGAUUACAAUAUACUGAACGAGAACAAAUUCUUGCUUGGCAACGUGCAAGACCAGGUGAAAGACUUUUGGAAGUAGAUGUGCCUCUUAGUUAUGGUAUGGUAGAUGUUUGUCAACCUUCUCCAACAAAUAACAGUGUGGAUUUUAUGUGGGAUCCCACCAAAGAAGUUGGUGUUUAUGUCAAGAUAAAUUGUAUCAGUACUGAAUUCACACCAAAAAAACAUGGCGGUGAAAAAGGUGUACCUUUUCGAAUCCAAGUUGAAACUCGUUUUCCAGAUGGAUCAAGAUUACACGGCGCUUCUUGUCAAGUUAAAGUUUUUAAACUAAAAGGAGCUGAUCGAAAACACAAACAGGACCGUGAUAAAAUUUUGAAAAGACCUCCCCAUGAACAAGAUAAAUAUCAACCCAGUUAUGACUGCACUGUUCUAUCAGACAUUCCACUGGAGUCUCUUUCGUCAUCUACUUCGAUAACUCAAAAUGCUGCUAGUCCAUAUGCUCCAUCAGAGGCAAUAUCACCACAAAGUCGUACUACAAUCAGUGGAAAUUCUUCGCCAAUUUCAACUCCUCUAUCUCUUUCUGUGGGUAAUACUGGCGUUCUGCCAAUUAUCACAGCUUCCGAAUCUGUAAAAGAGGAUCCCAUACCAGCAGCAGCACUUCCAUCUCCAGCUGCUAUAAUUUCCGAACAACCUGAUACAAACGUUAGUUUAUUUUUAGAUAUUUUACAUUUCAAAAAAAAAAAAAUUUCAAAAAAUUUAUUAAAAUUUUCUUUUCAGAUUGUCUCAUAUCCCUUAGAUUUAUCUCCAGAUGCAAAUGCAUCACAAACAUCUGCCUGGUUACGAGGGGCGCGUUUUCAAAAUUUUGAAUCAACUUUUGCCAAUUUUUCAGCUUCUGAUAUUUUACGCUUAUCACGAGAUGACUUGAUUCAAAUUUGUGGUCUUGCUGAUGGAAUAAGACUAUACAAUGCUUUACAUUCAAAAGCACCUGCGCCAAAAUUGAGUCUUUAUUUUUCAAUUGAAGGCAACAAUUCACUUUGGCGAGUUGUUUAUUUGGAAAGUCUUACUAGUGCUUCUCUCACAAGUAAACUAGUUAAAACAUUGAAUUUGCCUCAAGAAAGAUUGCAUUCUAUGCUUCUACUCGGUCCACAAGGAAUUCAUAUACUAGUCACCAAUGAAUUAGUGGCGAAUAUGAAAGAUGAAAACAUGUAUUUCGUUGAAACUAUCAAAGAUGUAAAUAGCGACAGAUACAAAUUGCUUUUAAAGCCUUCUUCAUGCUGAAUGUGCUGAAACCACGGAAAGCCAUUGAAAAACAAAGGCGAAAAGAAUUAAUUAAAAGCGUCAAAUUAUAAAGUGUCCUUAAUUCCACGCCUUCAUGAUAAAAAGAAAAUAAUGAGAGUGACUUUUUAAUUUAGCAGAAAAAUUCGAGUAAUUUUCUUUGAUUUUUAUUGUACUUUUAAUGUCAAAAUCAAUGAAAAAACUCUUUAAAGCAAAGAAAAAAAAAAUUUUUUUUUUUUUUUGCUCAUUUUUAAAGUAUUGAGCGAAAGAAAAAUGCAAUUAUUAUUAAUAUUUUAUUUUUUUUUAUAGUAUAAAACAUCUGAUCCCAAUAUAUACACAUAUAUAUAUUUUUACUGCCAUUUAGAUUUUAUUUUAAUAAAUUUCGUUAUUAUUUUCAAAGUGUUUCUUAUCAGAAAAAAAUUACAAAUAAGAUAUUUAUUUAAUAUCAUAUGUUCAUUAGUGUUUACUGUCAAUCAAAAAUAGAUGAAUUAUUUUGUUAUUUAAAGAGAAAGAUACUCAUUUUAGGACUACUUUAAUUAAUCGUAUAAUAGUAACGAUUAAAUGAUCUGCGUAUUCUUAUUUGUUACUUUUUUUCAAAUUUAAAGUUAUUAAAAAAUAUAUAUAUAUAUAUUUAUUUUAUAAAGAAAUUUAAUAUUUGUUUUAUAAUUACGACUUUAAGCGCUACAAGAAAAAAAAAACUCGAAAUUAGAAAUAAUUAUUUUAUACAAGUAUUGCGCCGUUUCAAUUUCCUGUAUUUUUAUAACUAAAUUAAAUUUUAGGAUAUGAUAAUUAAUCAAUAUAUUCAGUGCCAAUGUAAAAAAUUAUUGCUUAAUUGAAUUUUUAUCUAAAAUUUUACAUAAAAAGGAAAAAUAUGUAUUUUUUUUUUGAUAAAGGUUCUUGGGGUGGCGUGAUCCUUUUUGAAAAAUGUUUAAAUAUAUUUUCUCUCGUGCAUGAGACAAUAAAAAUUGACUUAUUACUGAA
Molecule: messenger RNA, 3582 nt
Organism: Leptopilina boulardi
Lineage: Eukaryota; Metazoa; Arthropoda; Insecta; Hymenoptera; Figitidae
Gene: gem
Product: transcription factor CP2
Exons: 11
Coding region: 337-2604 (755 amino acids)
Biological process (GO): regulation of transcription by RNA polymerase II
Cellular component (GO): nucleus
Molecular function (GO): DNA-binding transcription activator activity, RNA polymerase II-specific; RNA polymerase II cis-regulatory region sequence-specific DNA binding
Source: RefSeq, a predicted model, not a curated record